Messenger RNA from Oncorhynchus gorbuscha (pink salmon), 4546 nucleotides. Its product is annotated as ras-associated and pleckstrin homology domains-containing protein 1-like. Gene Ontology annotation, biological process: signal transduction. Gene Ontology annotation, cellular component: cytosol; plasma membrane. The record is from RefSeq and is a predicted model, not a curated record. Lineage: Eukaryota; Metazoa; Chordata; Actinopteri; Salmoniformes; Salmonidae.
GCGGCGCGCUCCUGACUGGUUUUUACAGAAUGGAGCUGGAAGGAAUCAGUGUCAGAGUAGUUACUAAGCCAAGAAGUCGGCAUCGCCGGUGAAAACCGUUCAAUUCUGAAAACCGACCAAUUGAAAUCACAACAUUGCAUGUGCCGAUCGAUUGUAGCAGUUUUCCCGUUGGAUACAGAGGAAAACAUUCUGGAUUUGUGAUAGUGAUUUUAACCAUCAGGGGUUUCCUGACAGACUGAGGGCAGUGAGCUUGGCUGCCCAGCUAAACUACACCAAAGAUGGAGCAGCUGUCAGAUGAAGACCUGGACCACACAGAUGGAGGAGAGGAGGACAGUGAUAAAGAAGAUCAGGAUCUAGACAAGAUGUUUGGAGCCUGGCUGGGAGAGCUGGAUAAACUCACACAGAGUCUGGAUGAUGGGAGACCAGAGACAGCCCAGAAGGCCCCUCAGAAAGCCCCUCUCAGACAGGAGACCAACAUGGCUAACUUCUGCAACCGCUUCUCCCUGUACAACAUCAACGAGGCUUUGAACAAGGGUGGAGAAGGUGUAGACCUGGAUUCCCUGAUGGCAGACCUGUGUUCCAUAGAGCAGGAGCUCAGCACCAUCGGCAAGCCCAAUAGUGGCAAGAACAGGCUGGGUGUGCCAGGCGAUGCCAAGCUGCGGCAGAAACCCCCCGCGGGCCGUGGCACCAAGGGCCAUGGUGGAGCGGGGGGCAGUGGCACCUCCAGCAGUGGGGGCAGUGCCUCUAGUAGUACCCGGGCCUCGCCAGCCUCCACGGUGGCAGCUCGCCGUCCCUUGGCCUCCAACCUGGAUGAUAUCACGGCCCAGCUGGAGCAGGCGUCUCUCAGUAUGGACGAGGCUGGCAGACAGAGCUCCCACUCCCUGGCUAGUGGCUCCACCUCCUCCUCCUCCACCAUGCGGAGGCCCGCCUCCCAUCACCACACCCACCGCAGGACAGGCUCCGUGGGGACGGUCAGCGAACACGCGGUCCGCUCCAUCUCCCAGUCCUCGUGGUCGUCGGUGAACUCUGCGUCGGCCAGCAGCAUGGAUUCCCUGGAUAGUUAUCUCCGGCCCUCGGAGCAGGACGGGGCAACGCCCACACCACAGGGGUCCAAUCAGGGCCCCUCUGGUGGUACAGAGCACUCCUAUCUGGACUGGGAAACCUCUCUGAUUCUGCAAAAUAUAGCAGGGAAGCCCUCUCACUUGCUGACCAAGGAGGAGCAGGUUGCCAAGAAGAAGGCAGAGAAGAUCCGUGUGGCUUUGGAGAAGAUCAAGGAGGCACAGGUUAAAAAGCUGGUGAUCAGAGUGCACCUGUCAGACGAGAGCUCUAAAACCAUGAUGGUGGACGAGAGGCAGACGGUCAGACAGGUUCUGGACAGCUUGUUGGACAAGUCCCACUGUGGCUACAGUCCUGACUGGUCCCUGGUCGAGACCAUCAACGAACUACAGAUGGAACGUAUCUUUGAGGACCAUGAGAACCUGGUGGACAGCCUUCUGAAUUGGACCAGAGACAGCCAGAACAGACUGAUGUUCAUAGAACGCAUCGAGAAGUACGCCCUCUUCAAGAACCCACAGAACUAUUUGUUGGGGCGGAAGGAGACGUGUGAGAUGGCAGACCGGAACAAGGAAGCUCUACUGGAGGAGUGUUUUUGUGGCAGCUCCGUCUCUGUACCUGAGAUGGAGGGAGUACUCUGGCUGAAGGAGGAUGGAAAGAAGAGCUGGAAGAAGAGAUACUUCCUGCUCAGAGCCUCUGGGAUCUACUAUGUACCUAAAGGAAAAGCCAAGGCUUCCAGAGAUCUGGUGUGUUUCCUGCAGCUGGAUCAUGUUAAUGUGUACUACGGACAGGACUACCGCAGCAAGUACAAGGCCCCCACAGACUACUGCCUGGCCCUCAAGCAUCCUCAGAUCCAGAAGAAAUCCCAGUACGUCAAGUACCUGUGUUGUGAUGACGUCAGAACCCUACACCAGUGGAUCAAUGGGAUACGCAUCGCCAAGUAUGGGAAGACCCUGUAUGUGAACUACCAGGAGGCUAUGAAGAGGACUGAGGCAGCCUACGACUGGUCUUCUCUCUCUAGCUCCUCUAUCAAGUCUGGAUCCAGCUCCUCCAGCCUGCCUGAGUCCCAGUCGACCCACUGCAGUAGUGAUAGUGGUGUUGCUGUGUCAGAGAACAACCUGUCAGGCCACAGCCGCUCUCAGAGCCAGGUCAGCUCCAUCUUCUCCGAGGCCUGGAAGAGAGGCACCCAGGAUGAGUUGAGGAUGGAGUCAGUGAGCAGACCCUACCCUCUGACGCUGCCCCCCAUGCACCAGUCAGCCCCCCCAUCCCGAACUAGCUACACCAGUGUCUCCCCUGAAUCCUCGCCCUCUCCCCCCGACCCUCCCCCUCCUCCUCCACCUCCCUCUCCCCAACCCCCUCACCAGGCUGCCCCCACCCUGUUCGUUAAGUACAGCACCAUUGCCCGCCUGCAGGGUGGCGCCAACCAGACUGCCAAUCAUUACAAUGUCCAGCCAAUGGGGCAGCAGCAAGGCCCUCCAGCCCCUCCCCUCCAGUCUGUCAAACCCAACUACAACACCAUGCCAUUGGCUCCCACUCUCCACAACCCUCCCCCUCCUCCUCCCCCUUCCAUGCCUUCUCCAGGCUCAGCCAUGGCCUCUCUGAGACUUGGCCCCCCAGCCCUGUCCUCAGUUCAUCCCCCUCCUCCCCCCAGGCCCAAACCCUGCCCCCCCUCCCCCAGAAGAGGACCACCAGUGCCCCCUCUCAGUAACACCGGGCUGCAGCAGUUCCUGGCCCAAAAGUUCCCCAAUAUGAACUACGACUUCUCCGACUUGGAUGGCCAACCUGUGUCCCCUCCUCCUCCUGCCCUCUCCCCCCAUGUCACCCCUGCACCUCCCAGAACCUUCUCUGGUGUCUUCCCGCCCCAGACUGCUCCUAAGACCUUUGGUCCAGGGAUCCCCUUGUCCCCAGUCUCACCCUCCCCUCCUUCUGGUCCAAUGAAAAAGCAGCAGAGCUUCUCGACAGGCCAUUCACCCAAUCAGCCACCUCCCACCAUGCCCAAACAGCACAGCUUCUCCUCUAAGACCCUCCCCCUGUCCGCCCCAAUCUCCCCGACCCCCUCCCUGGUCAAACAGAUAGUCAACCAGUUCCCCGGAGCCCCCUGCUGCCCCAGUCCCCCCGGCCCCCUCCCUGGUCAAACAGAUAGUCAACCAGUUCCCCGGAGCCCCCUGCCCCCCAGUCCCCCGGCCGUCAAGACCAAACCAAGAUGGCAGCCAGGGGUUCAGAUCCCCCCCAGUCCCCAGAGUUCCCCCUCCUCCCCCUGAGGACAGCCUGGACUUCCCCCUCCUCCCCACUCCGUCCCCACCCCCGCUCCUCCCCCUCUCUCCCCUGCCAAGAUGGGCUCUCCUAUUAAGAAGUCUCCCUCCUCCACCUCAACCGGCUCCUUCGGGAAGAGGGGGCCUCCUCCCACCCCCCAGCGCGCCUCCUCCAUCAAGUCUAACUCCUCAGGGGAAUACCAGGAAGAGGCCCAGGUCCAGAGGCAGCCUAAGAAGGUGGAAUCUCUGGUCAGUAAGUUUGCCCAGCCUGGCCUCGGCUCCUGCAACUCCUCUGCUGCUUCCUCCUCUGGAUCUCCUGCUAAGGACUUGGGGCCUCCUGCUCCUCCUAAACCAGGCAAGCUGAACCUGUCAGCUCUCCCUCUAGUCCUCCAGGGUCUACAGACAGGGCAGCACUGCCAGCCCAGUGGAGACUUCCCCUCUCCUCCUUCAGAGCUCGAUUUCUUCCCCCCACCUCCUCCCGACUCUGAGCUGCUCCAACCGCCCCCCCUCCUCUCUGAGCUCCACCCGGGGGCCCCCAGGGUCGCAGUCGUCAACCCCCAACCGCAGGCCACGCCCAUCUCCCACCCCGUCAGCCAAUCAUCAUGGAAGACCCAGUCUCUGAAGAAGACUCCGCCUCCGACACUGCACAGGCUGUCCCGGAGCAACACGGUCCAAGACCCCUUACCCCUGUCCCCCCCGCCCUUUGCCUGUCCCCUGCCUCCCACCUCCCCCGGGGUACCUAAGGGGGGCGGUACCCUCUCCUCGGUCCAACCCAACUUCCUGGAGGACCUGAACCGGACCUUGAAGAGGAAGUCCAUAACGCGGCACGGCUCCCUCACGCGGCACGGCUCCUCCCGGCUGGAGCCCGUCUCCAUGGACGACAUGGCCCUCCCCCCACCUCCCCCAGAGCUGCUGCUGGACCAGCAGAGGGGGGGGCAGGGCGGGGGCCACGGGUACAUGUCCUCAGGCUAUGCAACGUUACGGCGGGGGCCGCGCCCUGCCCCGCCCAAACGGGACCAAAGCACCAAACUGACGGGAGAGUGGUAGCUAGGAGGUAGCAGGGGCAAGAUGAGGACUAGGGCUGAGCUACCCAGGCUAUAGACCCAAUCAGGCUACAGACUGACUACAGGCUAUAGACCCAAUCAGGCUACAGACUGACUACAGGCUAUAGACUAAAUCAGGCUACAGACUGACUACAGGCUAUAGACUAAAUCAGGCUACAGACUGACUACAGGCUAUAG